UGCCGGGUGCACAAGAUGAAUCCCAAAAUCCAGGAAAAUUUAGCACCGCCUAAUGAAAUACGAGUAUUUAGUUCCAGAAAAAGACCAUGUAAUCGUUUGCCCACACCAUCAAAGGCUGCAAAGUCGGGACUGUCGACGCUUGUUGCUAGAGUCUUCGGUCGUAACAGCAUUCAGAAAAAAACUGGCCCAAAUAAAUCACCAAACUGUGAAUCGCCUCAAGACAGCAAAAACAAGAUUGCAAGAAUCGAGGCAACAACGCCUAAUGCCACAAUAGCUAGUUCUAGUACAGAGAAAAUGCCAAGGCCCAUUAAUGAUUCUCUCCACGGAAAACCAAUGAAUAAGCCUGCAAAGAAAAAAAAGUCAAAAGCUAAAAAGUCAAAGGGCGCAAAGAAAAAUCAGAAAAAUCCCAAUGUUGAUGGUCUCAUAAGAGUGGGUAUUGUAGAUGCUCAGAGGCCGAUGGCUGCUGAUGGUAUAACACUACUCAAUGAUGCCGGACCAAGAAGUGAAUCGCUCAAAACGCCAAACGAGAUUCCAAAAAUAGAACCAACAACGCCUACUGCCACACCACUUGUACCAUCCAGUACUGAAGAAAUGACAAAACCCAUUAGUGAUUCUACUCAAGAAAGGCCAAACCAGAUUCCAAAGAUAGAUGAAACAGCAUCUUAUAACACAUUAGUUGGUUCAUCUAAUAUUGAUCAACUGCCACAACCCAUAAGUCAUUCGUUCCAAGAAAGACCAAGGAGCGAAUCGCCUCAAGAAAGGCCAAACCAGAUUCCAAAGAUAUCAGAAACAGCAUCUAAUGACACACUAGUUGGUCCAUCUAAUACUGAUCAACUGCCACAACCCAUAAGUCAUUCGUCCGAAGAAAGACCAAUAAGCGAAUCGCCUCAAGAAAGGCCAAACCAGAUUCCAAAGAUAUCAGAAACAGCAUCUAAUGACACACUGGUUGGUCCAUCUAAUACUGAUCAACUGCCACAACCCAUAAGUCAUUCGUCCGAAGAAAGACCAACAAGCGAAUCGCCUCAAGAAAGGCCACACAAUAUUUCAAAGAUAGAAGACACAAUACCUACUGACAUAUUAGUUGGUUUAUCUAAUAUUGAUCAACUGCCACUACCCAUAAGUCAUUUGUCCCAAGAAAGACCAAGAAGUGAAUCGCCUCAAGAAAGGCCACACAAGAUUCCAAAGACAGAAGCGACAACCCCACUUCCAAGGGAUCCAACCAGUUCUGGUGAACUACCAAGAUCUGUAACUGAUUCUCUAAAACGACCAAGACUAAGUGAAUCGCCUGAAGACAAGCCAAACAAGAUUCCAAAGAUAGAAACAAUAACUCCUGAUAUUCCUACAGAGGAAAUGCCGAGACCUAUGAAUUCCAUCCAAGUAAAGCCAAUAUUGAUAAAGAUUGAAGAAAAAAUGGCCAAAAGGAAAAGGGCUAAGAAAAAGCUGAAAAAUCCCCAUAUUCCUAAAGAUGACAGUCUCAUAAGAGUGGGAAUUAAAGAUGCUCACAGACCCAUGUCUCGUAAUGAAAUGGAACUUCUCAAAGAAGCCAUCCUUAGGGGUAUAGACUCGAGUCCCAGUGGCGAAGGACCCAACUUCCUAGGUUACACUAUCAAACCUGGAUGGCUUCUUGUGUAUUGCGUCAAUAAUGCAUCCAGGAAUUGGCUUGAAAAUCUAGUGGGAUCACUUGAACUUUGGGAAGGCGCCUCGCUCAGCGUAAUAGGCAAGAAACAUUUCCCGAAACCUGCGAUUGCAUUGGCUUGGAUUCCAGAUAAAAAAAUAGAUCCGAACACCUUAAUACACCGAUUAGAUGCCCAAAAUGGUGACGUGGGCUGCAGCCAUUGGAGAGUGUAUCACAGGAAGCCAGCUGGUAAAGGCCAGUUUAUUUGCUUUGCACUAGAUCCUUCAUCAUUACAAGUUCUUUGGAAGCGUGACUAUAAGUUGUUUUUUAAUUUUAAAACUAUACAGUUAAAGAUCAAAUGUAAGAAAUCAAAUUUUCGAUAGAGAAUGCGCACGGUGCCCAUGGCUACGCGGGGCCAUCCAACUUAAACCUUGAUUAUAGUUUACGCCAAUGUUAAUCUUCUUUCCUCCCUUUAUCAUGUCUCUCCUACUUGAUUUCAUAAGAUUAUAUAAGUAAAAUGAUAUUAUAUACGUUACACUGGGUUUAUAUUUUAUAUCGCGACAGUACAUUAAAUAUAUAACCAUGUUCUAUUGAAAAGAACCCAUUAGAUGUAAACUAAAAUAAGUGUUUAAGUUCCAUAUAGGUGCUGAUACCAGCAGACAUCUAAUUUGAUUUUAAGUUAUACCUUUCAUUUUCUUAUCUGCCGAAAAGAAAAGGGACCCGUCCUUUUCCGAAUCCAUAUUAAUUUUAGGCGGAAAUCUUAAGACUUAAGACAACCUCUCUAACUUUUACAUAGGCGUAUAACCCGACAGAAUUAAGUUGAAAACCCACGUCAAAUAUACCAGCGAGAUACCGAUUUGAUUCGCCCGGGUUAUUCAUUCGUUCCUUUUAAUAUUAACAUUUCUCAAUCAUCCUGCCUUUUCCUUUUCGGCGGAUAAAACGAUAGGCAUAACUUUAAAUAAAAUUAAAAGGUUACUGCAGGAAUAUGUACCUUAAAGAUCAAAGUAACCCUGAUAACGUCAUAGAUACGUUGAUUAAUCAAAAUAUUUGUUUUUUUUUUUAACUUUACGUUACUGUAUUAAGUAAGCAAAAAGGCUGUGUACAUAACAUAAGCGAAUUUUGUAAUAAAUCGUUUGUUAGUGUAAACUUUAAUACCACCUUUCAUUUGUCUACGUGCUCACAAUUUCCCUUCACGACAAAAUGCAAAAUACUAUUUUUAGACUUGAUAAUUGGGUAGUUUCUUAGGUCAAAGAUAAAUUAUAAAAUUCUCAUUACUAAAUAAAAACAGCUCUAAAGGUGACAAAAAACGUUUUCUUUUUUCUAAUUCACUUAUUUAUGAAUUUUAAUAAAGUAAAAUGCGACAUUUUGUCACGUUUUUCUAUGCCAUCAUAUGGUGCUUUUUCAUACAAAUUGCAUAGUAAUUACGUGUUUUUAAAAAGUAACUGAUUUGAUUAGUUGGAAACUAACCUAUUAUAAUGAAUGCUGAUAAUUAUGACCGAUGAAAAUAGCUUGUACCAGUGAACGCUAAUGGGUAGAUCUUUGAACACCGAUCGUGAGUCCAACGCUCAACCACUGGACCACGG
Messenger RNA from Pectinophora gossypiella (pink bollworm), 3198 nucleotides. RefSeq names its product zonadhesin-like. Bases 16 to 1998 code for a protein of 660 amino acids. NCBI's taxonomy places the organism in Eukaryota, Metazoa, Arthropoda, Insecta, Lepidoptera, Gelechiidae. The record is from RefSeq and is a predicted model, not a curated record. The transcript has a single exon.